Messenger RNA from Parnassius mnemosyne (clouded apollo), 210 nucleotides. NCBI's taxonomy places the organism in Eukaryota, Metazoa, Arthropoda, Insecta, Lepidoptera, Papilionidae. The record is from the annotation of a GenBank genome assembly.
AUGGCAGACAAAAAAAAGGUCGAUCUGGGUCUUCUAGAAGAAGACGAUGAAUUCGAAGAGUUUCCAGCAGAGAAUUGGGGCACGGAGGACGCUGAUGAUGAAGAUGUCUCCGUCUGGGAAGACAAUUGGGAGGACGACAUUGUUCAAGAUGAUUUCAAUCAACAAUUAAAACAACAAUUGGAGAAGCUAAAGGACAAGAACAAAGCGUAA